AGAGGAUCUGACGAACUUCUUUCAGGCAGUGUACUCAAUAGCCCGAACUCUAAUAUGAGCAGCAUAGUAGUUACUGCCAAUGGUAACGACAACAAGAAAUUCAAGGGUGAAGAUAAAAUGGAUGGAGCUCCCUCUCGUGUUCUUCAUAUCAGGAAAUUACCAGGAGAAGUGACAGAGACAGAAGUUAUUGCUUUGGGCUUACCUUUUGGUAAGGUAACCAACAUUCUCAUGCUGAAAGGAAAAAAUCAGGUAUUUUCUCUUUUUUGUCUUAUUUUUUUCAAGGUACGAAGUUUUUUUUCCAUCCUAAGACACUUAAGUUUUACACUUACCAUGUAUGCAUUUUACCAUAAUAUACCAAUUACAGGAAACAUUUUUAAUCCACUGAGAGAUGGAAAAGCAUUAGAUGGUCAGAAUAUUUAUAAUGCUUGCUGUACCUUACGGAUUGAUUUUUCCAAAUUGGUCAACUUGAAUGUAAAGUAUAAUAAUGAUAAAAGUAGAGAUUACACUCGUCCUGACCUUCCAUCUGGUGAUGGUCAGCCAGCUUUGGAUCCAGCUAUUGCUGCUGCAUUUGCAAAGGAGACUUCACUUCUAGCAUUUACUAAUCAGAACAAAGAGAUUGCAGCUGAAUCUUCAGCGCUACCAGGAAUGUCCAGAAGGCGAGCUCAAGCUGUCCUGCAAGCAGUAACUGCUGUACAGACAACAAAUACUCCCAUAAGUGGAACUACUGUUAGUGAGAGUGCAGUAACUCCAGCUCAGAGUCCAGUCCUUAGAAUAAUUAUUGACAACAUGUAUUACCCAGUAACUCUUGAUGUUCUUCACCAAAUAUUCUCUAAAUUUGGUGCAGUCUUGAAAAUAAUUACUUUCACAAAAAACAACCAGUUUCAAGCAUUGUUACAAUAUGGUGAUCCUGUAAAUGCCCAACAAGCAAAGCUUGUAAGUAUGAUUUCAAAUACUUCUCUUUAGCCUAUAUAAAUAAGUAUAUAUGACAGUACUUUUUCAAAAUUUUGUUUUGUUGGAUAGAAUGGACACAACUUUAAAUUAUAAAUAAGUCAUCCUAUAUAGACUUUAGCUUAAAUGCAAAUUUUGGUGACUUCUUGAUUAUUAUACUGGAUCAAAACAGAUAGUGUAGUUUUCAAAGAAACUUUUAUGUCUCUCAUAUGAAGACAAGCCACUAUUUUGCUUUGUUGAAGAAUAGUUGAUAAAAUGUUACGAGCAAUUUGUCAUAGUCCCUAGUUUGAAUAUAUCUAUUACAGUGUGCUCGGUGUGGACUCUGCAUGGACUAUUUAAGG
Thamnophis sirtalis is the source of this 1289-nucleotide messenger RNA. The record is from RefSeq and is a predicted model, not a curated record. NCBI's taxonomy places the organism in Eukaryota, Metazoa, Chordata, Lepidosauria, Squamata, Natricidae.